AUGAGACGAAGCCCAAGGAGACCCCUGAUCCUCAAAAGGAGGAAACUGCCUUUUCAGCAAAAUGACCAGCCAGCGCCUGCCUCACAAAAUGAAUCUAAUGAAACAACACCCAAGGAAGCUUCAACAACAUCUGCCACCCACUGCUUCCCUGAUGGCAUUCGCAUCAUGGAUCACCCUGCCAUGCCUGACACACAAGUGGUUGUCAUCCCUAAAACAGCAGAUCUUCAGAGUGUCAUUGGGGCCCUUACUGCCAAGGGCAAAGAGUGUGGUCCCAAUGGGCCAAACAAGUUCAUCCUUUUGAGUGGUAGUGGUAGCCUUGAAAAUGAAUCUUUUAGUAAACCCAGCUUUGAAGAUAAGGACAUCUCAACAAUGAAUAAAGAACUCGACUGCAGUCCUCUAGAUGACAGCCUCACCAACAUCCAGUGGUUGGGGGGAAUGAGCACAGUUGGCCUUGGACCCAAUCAUGCUAAGAAGGAAGACAAUCCAAAUAGGAACCCAAACCAGGCACAAGGUUCAGAAAUGGUUACAGACACUGUGCGUCACAGACAGCCCAUGCCAGAGAGACCACCAUACUCCUACAUGGCUAUGAUCCAGUUUGCCAUUAACAGCAAGACAAACAGAAUGAUGACGCUCAAAGAGAUCUACACCUGGAUCGAGGACCACUUCCCUUACUUCCGAGAGGUGGCCAAGCCAGGCUGGAAGAACUCCAUCCGUCACAAUCUCUCCCUACACGACAUGUUCACACGGGAGUCAACACCAGAUGGAAAGGUCUCUUUCUGGACUAUUCGACCCGAGGCCAACCGAUGUCUCACUCUGGAUCAGGUGUACAAGCCUGGUUGUGACCCAACCUCUACUCCCAUUCCAGUGCCAGUGCUGUUCUUUCCUCAUGAAAAGAGGACAGUUCCUGAUGCAAGGAAAUCCUCUCUUUGUUCAGAGAGAAAGAUGAAACCUCUUCUCCCACGGACCGACUCUUACCUGGUCCCAAUCCAGCUUCCUCUUACCUCCUCCCUCUACCUGCCAUCCUCCUCUAUGAGCCACAUGGCUCUCUCUGCAUCCCGGCAGAGACGGACCAGCUCACGAGGCAGUAGAAGAGUCCGCAUAGCUCCAAAGGUGUCAGUCAGCGAUGCCUCUAGCAUGAUGGGGCAAACUCCCACCGUGAAGGAGAUUAAAGUGGAGCAAAUGUGUUUGCCUCUAAGCUCCGAGACUCCUCGAGCCCCUCCGAGGAGAGAGGCCAGCAGCUCACGGCGCAAACAGCGCUUGGUCCUUCCUAAGACUGAAGAGCCUGUCCUUCUUUUCUCCGACAGUACUUUCUUCGACUCAGGCGUGGCCUCUGAUGCAUCAGUUUUACAGGACGUGCGGCAUGCCGAGCUGGAGACCAAGGCCGAGCUGGACAGUCCCAACUGGGAGUACUCCUUCAAAACUCCUAUCAAAAGCAGUAGCCACCUGGCCUCCUCCACCCCCAGCAAGCCCCCACCUAACGCAAUACCAGAGGUUUGGAGGUUGACGCCACUGGGCAAGCAGGGCCGAGACACGCUGGACUUCAGCCCUAUCCGCACACCCAACGGCCCCACUCUCACCCCUAAGGGCCAUGACUUCAGCUCCUUCAGCUUCAGCAGCACUCCCUUCAAAGAACUGCCCCUGUUCAACUCCUCCAGAGAGCUGCUUUCCAACAGUGGCUCCAGGGCAACAGGACCAGCUGGCUCUCCGAGUGUGGAGCACCCCUCACACUGUUCGAGGGAGCUCCUCCAGGCAGGAGGCCACACGCCGGGCAACCACUCGUUCACCGAGGGCCUUGUUCUGGACACCAUGAAUGACAGCCUGAGCAAGAUCCUAGUGGACAUAAGCUUCUCUGGCCUGGAGGAUGAGGAUCUGGGCAUGGCUAACAUCAGCUGGUCAGAGUUUAUACCUCAACUCAAGUAA
This is a messenger RNA of Lampris incognitus (smalleye Pacific opah), 1920 nucleotides long. RefSeq names its product forkhead box M1 (gene foxm1). Gene Ontology annotation, biological process: regulation of DNA-templated transcription; G2/M transition of mitotic cell cycle. Gene Ontology annotation, molecular function: DNA-binding transcription factor activity; sequence-specific DNA binding. The record is from RefSeq and is a predicted model, not a curated record. Lineage: Eukaryota; Metazoa; Chordata; Actinopteri; Lampriformes; Lampridae. The transcript is spliced from 9 exons. The coding region runs from base 1 to 1920 and encodes 639 amino acids.